Messenger RNA from Pelobates fuscus (common spadefoot toad), 1610 nucleotides. RefSeq names its product retinol dehydrogenase 7-like. Gene Ontology annotation, molecular function: all-trans-retinol dehydrogenase (NAD+) activity. Gene Ontology annotation, cellular component: intracellular membrane-bounded organelle. Lineage: Eukaryota; Metazoa; Chordata; Amphibia; Anura; Pelobatidae. The coding region runs from base 93 to 1052 and encodes 319 amino acids. The transcript is spliced from 5 exons. Gene Ontology annotation, biological process: steroid metabolic process; retinol metabolic process. The record is from RefSeq and is a predicted model, not a curated record.
CAGGCAUAGACUUGUGUGGCAAUAAUAUUACAGUUCCUGUCUAGUUUUAUCCUGCUCCUCAGGCUGCUGCUAAAUUUAAGUGAGAAUUUUCCAUGAUGUGCCUCGCUCUGCUGGUGGUGUUGGUUGUUUUCAUUCUCCUGUACAGAUGGCAUAGACAGAACCAGAUCCUGCCAAACCUCUCAGAUAAACAUGUGCUGAUCACUGGAUGUGAUUCUGGAUUUGGAAACCUGCUGGCAAAGCAACUGGACCGUCGUGGAAUGCUGGUAUUGGCAGCUUGUCUAACGGAGAAAGGGGCUGAGAGCCUGAAGAGGGAGUCUUCAAGCAGACUGAAAACUGUAAUUCUGGAUGUCACUAACAGCCAAAGUGUUAGUUCUGCUGUCACGUGGGUCACUGGUAUUGUUGGUAAUAAAGGACUCUGGGGGCUGGUUAAUAAUGCCGGCAUUUCCAUUCCAACUGCUCCCAAUGAAUGGUUGACUAAGGAAGAUUUUUCUAAAGUCUUGAAUGUGAAUUUGUUGGGGGUUGUCGAUGUCACCAUCCAGAUGUUGCCCCUAAUAAGAAAAGCCCGUGGACGUAUAGUCAAUGUAGCAAGUGUUGCUGGGAGACUGACUUUCUGUGGAGGAGGAUACUGCAUGUCUAAAUAUGGAGUGGAAUCAUUCUCUGACAGCCUACGGCAAGACAUAAUUGCAUUUGGUGUUAAGGUCUGUAUUGUGGAACCUGGCUUCUUCCAAACACAGGUCACCGAUGCAAAUUUACAAAAGGAGUUCUGUCGUAAAGCAUGGGCCCGACUUCCAGAGGAAGUUCGUCAAAGCUAUGGGCAGCAGUACUUUGAAAAACAUUGCGAAACUAUUGAAUCCACUCUGUCAAAGUCCAACUCGAAGCUGUCCCUGGUCACAGACUGCAUGGAGCAUGCACUGACAGCAGUGUACCCUUGGACUCGUUACUCUGCAGGCUUAGAUGCAAAGAUCCUGUACUUACCAAUUUCUUACUUCCCUACUGUGAUAGCAGACUUUUUAAUUGGCCUUUACAAGCCUAAACCAGCACAUAGUGCUUAGCAGGCAGCACACCUGCUAUUCCCAUACAAAAAAAUAAAUAAACAGGAAAUCCUAUAUUUACUUUUGUGUACAAAGUCGACCACAAUUGCACAAUUUUAAGUUUCACAAUUAAAAUUAGUGGUGUGUCUCAGAAUUCUCAUAUUCUCUAUUUUUGUUGCACUUAUAAAUCAAUCAGCAUAACCAUUUUCUGUCAAUUUCUGUCAAUCACUUAAAACGCAUUAAGGAGAAUCGAUAGAGAUUUGCAUUUUAUACAAUUAAUAUUGUUUAUAUAACUUUUUCUUAAUCCCUGGAUCAGGACCUAAAAUAGGUUCCUUGUCUUGUUUCAGCAGUUCCUCAAUGCAUGGUAAAGGGACAUAUAAAUAUAAACUUCAGAGGUAAAUGCACAAAAUAAAUUGCUGAAGUGGUUUCGUUUUUUUACUCUUGCGAUCAGGAAAUGCAGAGGAGAAUGUAAUGAAGCGUUUUUCAGAAUCUAUUUUGUUUUACAUUGUAUUACUGUUAAAGAAUGGGUAGCUGUGUUAAUUUUAAAACUAAAGAAUGGUUUCCUAAGGAAAUGACAAA